AUGGCUGCUCACAAUGAGUCUGAGAAGAAAUCAAGUGAUUCUGUGAAUGAUUUGCAAACAUUCAGAGCUGAAAAUUUGCAAAGUAACAUGAAAGUUAUAUAUUACAGUCGAACAUUUUUGUCUAUCAUUGGUGGUGUAAUUGCUGGAAUUUUGGGAUUCACUGGCUUGGCUGGAUUUGUCCUUUAUUUUCUUAUUAUGGCAAUCACUUCAAUUGCUCUCAUAGCUAAGGCAAAGUUUUCCAUUCAUGCAUACUUUGACUCCUGGAACCGGGUUGUACUUGAUGGCUUUUUGGGUGGGCUUAUGUCGUUCGUGCUGUUCUGGACAUUUGCUUAUGACAUCAUUGAUAGUUUUUAUUGUCCUGCGAAAAUUGCUGAGAAGCGUGCUUUGCUUUUUGCGGAUGGUAGUGCCGGAAAAGCUGUAUAG
Molecule: messenger RNA, 423 nt
Organism: Dovyalis caffra
Lineage: Eukaryota; Viridiplantae; Streptophyta; Magnoliopsida; Malpighiales; Salicaceae
Source: the annotation of a GenBank genome assembly